AUGAUGGCGGUCGGUAGCUCUCUCAACCCUAAGACCACUCACUACGAGUUCAAUGGCCCACUCGGCACUCUGCUCAUGUCCCUGGGCCUCCCCGGCGUGGUUAUAGGCCUCUAUCUACUGUGUGGACGAGAGACCUGCUCUCUGGGCGCCUAUCCGUCUCUGCCGCAGUGGAAAGACCUCUUUCAUUCUCACGCUUUCGCCGUGUUUGUCGCCUGGUUCAUCUUCCAGCUCCUGCUAUCUCUAUUCCCUAUUGGGAAGGUCGUAGAAGGCACCAAACUUCGCGAUGGGAGUCGGUUGACCUACAGACUCAACGGAUUAUUCGCCUUCGUCGUAUCUCACGUGGCUUUUCUGGUGGCUUACUUCUACUUCGGCGUUCCGGUUUCCUUCGUGUAUGACCACUACCUAGCGUUGACCGCCGCAUCAAUUGUAUUCUCUCUCGUUCUUUCCCUCUAUCUCUACCUGCGGUCGUUUAGACACGGUGCUCUCCUGGCGCUUGGCGGCAACUCGGGAAGCGUCGUGUACGACUGGUUCAUAGGAAGAGAGCUCAACCCUCGCAUCGGUUCGUUCGACUGGAAACUGUUCUGUGAGAUGCGACCGGGACUCAUAGGCUGGGUCCUCAUCAACUACUGCAUGCUGGUGAAACAGUACGAGAUGUAUGGAUACGUCACUACCUCAAUGGUCCUCGUGUGCUUUUUCCAGUCGUGGUACAUUCUCGAUUCGUUCUGGUUCGAAGAGGCUAUUCUCACGACAAUGGACAUCGUCCACGAUGGAUUUGGGUUUAUGCUUGCUUUUGGGGACCUUGCAUGGGUACCAUUUACCUAUACCCUACAGGCUCGCUAUCUCGUGGAUCACCCGACUUUUCUCUCAUACUACUCUCUGUUUGGUAUUAUAGCGCUCAACCUUGUGGGUUACGUAAUCUUCCGGGGGUCCAAUUCGCAGAAGGAUGUGUUUCGACGCGACCCCAACCACCCCCGAGUGAGCCACCUCAAAACGAUGCCCACAGAGAGAGGAACGAAGCUAAUCAUAUCCGGUUGGUGGGGACAUCUGCCGUCACCCUAA
Molecule: messenger RNA, 1059 nt
Organism: Geodia barretti
Lineage: Eukaryota; Metazoa; Porifera; Demospongiae; Tetractinellida; Geodiidae
Source: the annotation of a GenBank genome assembly